Pneumocystis murina B123 is the source of this 927-nucleotide messenger RNA. RefSeq lists its product as hypothetical. The transcript is spliced from 3 exons. NCBI's taxonomy places the organism in Eukaryota, Fungi, Ascomycota, Pneumocystomycetes, Pneumocystales, Pneumocystaceae. Gene Ontology annotation, cellular component: nucleus; transcription factor TFIIK complex. Gene Ontology annotation, biological process: regulation of transcription by RNA polymerase II; regulation of cyclin-dependent protein serine/threonine kinase activity. The record is from RefSeq and is a predicted model, not a curated record. Gene Ontology annotation, molecular function: cyclin-dependent protein serine/threonine kinase regulator activity. Bases 1 to 927 code for a protein of 308 amino acids.
AUGUCAGAGUACGAACAUUCAACUCAAGCUACUGACUGGACUUUUACAGCUGAUAAACUUCAGGAAUUAAGAGCUUCUAUUACAGCAGAAGCAUGUGAGAGGAUUCGACAGCAGUUGGAGCAGGAUACAGUAAAUACUGUUUCAUUUUUAAGUCCGGAUGAAGAAUGGGCUCUUGUUAGUUAUUAUGCAACACAAAUGGAAGGGUUAAGUGCAUAUUUUGAAUUUUCAUCCUAUGUUAAGGCAACGGCAGUAACGUAUUUGAAGAGGUUUUAUCUUCGUUAUUCUGUCAUGGAUCACCACCCAAAGUUGAUUAUGUUAACUUGUCUUUUUUUGGCGACCAAAGCAUGUGAUCAUUAUAUUUCUUUGGAUCAAUUUGUACAUUCUAUUCCGAAGGUAACAUCAAUGGUUAUUUUGGAAAAUGAGUUUUUAGUAUGUCGUGCUUUAUCCUGGGAUUUUUAUGUUUGGCACGCCUAUCGACCAUUACAUGGAUUUGUCUUGGAUAUGCAAGUAGUGUUACCAGAACAUGUUGUAACAGUGUUUGGGAAACUUCAUGAUGAUGCAAAAAAUCUUAUUUCUAAGACAUUAUGGACAGAUCUUCAAUUUCUUUAUAGUCCAAGCCGUAUUGCGUUGGGAUGUUUAAUGGCAGUAGGUAGUGAAAUAGUUCAAACCUAUUUACAAAGAAAAGGAAUGCAAGACUUAUUAAAGACUAUUGAAAUGAUUUCAGAAGAAAUUAUUAUAAAAGGAAAGACUGUAUUAGAUAUGGAAGAAGUUAAAGAAAUUGAUCGUCGAUUGUUUUAUUGUUCUGACGAAGUAAAAAAGAGUCGUGCUUUGUAUGCUAAACGACAUGCAGAAGAAGAAGAAUGGACAAUAAAAAAACAAGUACAUAUCGUUUCAAAUGAUGUUGAUGAUGGGACUCAUUUAAUGUAA